Messenger RNA from Colletotrichum fioriniae, 423 nucleotides. RefSeq lists its product as uncharacterized. NCBI's taxonomy places the organism in Eukaryota, Fungi, Ascomycota, Sordariomycetes, Glomerellales, Glomerellaceae. Gene Ontology annotation, biological process: mycotoxin biosynthetic process. The record is from RefSeq and is a predicted model, not a curated record.
AUGUCUUUUGUAAGAAGGUCGGAAAAGUACGGCGCGGGCUUCUUCGUCAACGUCGAGGGGAUGCACCACCUUCACUGCUUGAACUUGGUUCGGAAAUCCCUUUACUACAACUACGACUACUACAAGAAGAUGGGCACGCACGCUUUCGCCAACGAGGAGCACAUCGUUCGUCUUCAUGUCUCACAUUGCCUAGACACCAUCAGGCAAGUCCUGGUCUGCAACGUUGAUACCGGUGUUCUGGGCCAGGUCUGGGCCAGCGACCCCCCGGCUCCUUUCCCCGACUUCAACACUAAGCACAUGUGUAAGAACUACGGGGCGAUACAAGAAUGGGCAGAGAAGCUUCAAGCUCCUCCCGUCGAUACCCUCCCGGGCGACUAUACUGCACCUCCCGAACCAAGUGAUGUUCUGCCCACAACACCAUGA